Molecule: messenger RNA, 2006 nt
Organism: Momordica charantia (bitter melon)
Lineage: Eukaryota; Viridiplantae; Streptophyta; Magnoliopsida; Cucurbitales; Cucurbitaceae
Product: ATP-dependent protease La (LON) domain protein
Biological process (GO): protein ubiquitination
Cellular component (GO): Cul4A-RING E3 ubiquitin ligase complex
Source: RefSeq, a predicted model, not a curated record
CCAUUUGCUGAUGCGGCAAAAUCCGAGCACAUUUCCGAGAGCAGAAAUUUUUACGAGAUUUGAUCGAUUGAACAAACUCCAUAUGUGUCAGUGAGCACAGCAUGGUGGCGGUACGCUCCUGUGGAUCGAUGAAUAUCUCAGUUUCGCCAUUACAAGAGCCCUAAGCAAUGGAGGACGAGAGGGUUUUGGAGAGGGAGAGGCACCAGAUCGAGCAGAUUCUUCAGCUUGAUAAUGAGGAGUUGCAAGUUGAGGAAGUUGACUAUCUCCCCGACUCCGACGAUGAUCGCGACCCUAUCAGCCAUGGUCAUGGAGGUGUUGAGACCUUUGCUGAAUUUACUUUCAAUUCCUCUUUGGCUUCUUUGCAUACGUAUCUUGGUGAGGUUGAGGAUUCUCAUCACAGAAUGGCUUUCUUGGAUGGUGGUGCCAUACUGAACCUUCCUGUAUUUUAUCUUGAAGGAGUUGUGUUGUUCCCGGAAGCUACUCUGCCUCUCAGGGUGAUCCAAGCAAAUUUUAUUGCUGCCAUUGAAAGAGUACUGACUCAUUUUGACACCCCUAAUACCAUAGGUGUGGUUCACGUCUCCUUGGAUUCUGACAACGAGAAACUACAUUUUGCAAAUAUUGGGACGACUGCAGAGAUACGGCAGUUUCGAAGGUUGGAGGAUGGUUCAAUCAAUGUUCUUACUAGAGGGAAGCAAAGAUUUCGCCUUAGACGCCGUUGGAUCGAUGCUGAAGGAGUGCCAUGUGGAGAAGUUCAAAUUAUCCAGGAAGAUUUGCCAUUAAGGACUCCACGGGAUGCUUUCGGAGAAUUGGCUCCAAGGAGCAGUGUCCAGCGCCACAGUCUCUCAUGUGCAUUGGCUUCAUAUACUUCUUGCUCUAGACAAUUUACGUCAAGGGAUGAGGAGGUUGAUUCAGCCUCUAAUUCAGAAGAAAGCUUUGAACGUGAGCUUUCAUUGAGAGAGAGGAAAAUCCACCAAGCAGCAAUCGAUUCCAAUGAGUCUAGUAGCGAUGAGGAGAUAUCUGGCUCAGAGUCUGAACACCAACAUGCAAUGUCACAUCUAAAUGACUCGGAUUCUUUAGGGUCAAUGCAGUCUGACUAUGAGAAGGAAAAUGAAAAACCUGCCCCUGAUACAGGAAAGAGUUCCACAUCAGCUAGGGAAUCUAGCAAAAGGAAAGAACUUGAAAGAUGUCGAAGAAACUCAAGUUUUAAUCCGAUGCAUGGGGUUUCAAAAGCAUUUUGGCCAUAUUGGGUUUACUCUAUGUAUGACUCGUAUUGUCUUGCUCAAAAAGCAGCAGCUAUGUGGAAGCAGAUUGUGGGGGUUCCAAACAUGGAUGGUUUUGUGAAGAAUCCAGACAUUUUAUCAUUCUACAUUGCUAGUAAGAUUCCAGUUUCUGAAUCUACUAGACAGGAGCUCUUGGAGAUUGAUGGCAUUUCAUAUAGAUUGCGCCGGGAAGUCGAGUUACUUAAGUCUAUUGAUAUCAUCCAAUGUAAAAACUGUAAGACAGUUAUAGCCAAACGCAGUGAUAUGUUGGUAAUGUCUAGUGAUGGUCCACUCGGUGCUUAUGUGAACCCCCAUGGUUAUGUGCAUGAAAUAACGACUUUUAACAGAGCAAAUGGCAUAGCACUAAGAGGACGAGCCGCUACAGAAUACAGUUGGUUCCCUGGGUAUGCAUGGACAAUCUCAAUCUGUGCCACUUGUGAAACUCAAUUAGGAUGGCUUUUUACUGCCACAAACAGGAAUCUGAAACCUAGAUCUUUUUGGGGAAUACGUAGUUCCCAGUUAGCUGAUGCCACACGGUGAGUGCUUCUGUUGCAACAGCCUCUAAGAGUUCACAUCGGAGCAAGUAACUUCCUCAGGUCUAGAUAGACUAUAUAUUCAUAUGCGACAUGUAAUAAACAGUUUGUUGUAACUAUAUUCUAUUAUAGGGGAGCAAGAGAAACCGCUGGGUCGAACAUCUUUCAGUAAUCAAAUAUGUCAAGUUUUGCAGUGCGACUUCCUUUUUUUUAA